AUGGAAAAAUUAGCUUUGAUUUCUGUUUCGGAUAAAACUGGUUUAAUUGAAUUGGCGAAAAAUUUGGCUGAGUCCGAUUUUUCGAUCAUUGCAUCUGGGGGAACGGCGAAAGCGAUCAGAGAACAAGGAAUUGAUGUGAAAGAUGUCUCUGAUGUGACGAAAUUCGGUGAGAUGCUGGGCGGACGAGUGAAAACUCUCCAUCCAGCCAUUCACGCGGGAAUCCUCGCUCGGGAUACGCCACAAGAUCGACAAGAUAUGCAACAUCAUGGCUUUUCACCGAUUACAAUCGUUGUCUGCAAUCUUUAUCCCUUCAAGGAAACUAUCAAAAAAGAGGGAUGCACUUUAGAAGAUGCUGUGGAAAAUAUUGAUAUUGGAGGUGUCGCUUUGUUGAGAGCAGCGGCGAAGAAUCACGAUCGAGUGAUUGUUCUAUCGAAACCCGGAGAUUACGAAAAAGUCAUUGAACUGAUUCGCUCUGGUGGCGUUCCCGAGUCAACGCGACGUCUUCUUGCUUUAAAAGCUUUUGAGCAAACCUCUUCCUAUGAUGAAAGCAUUGCCACCUAUAUGAGACGACGAUUCGCCGGUGAUGGGGAAAAGUCGAUUCCCUUGAGAUACGGGAUGAACCCUCAUCAGAAAAACGAUGCUGAAUUGUUUACGGAGCAAGAUGAGAUGCCGUUGAAAGUUCUCAACGGGGCGCCCGGUUACAUCAAUAUUCUCGACGCGUUGAAUGGAUGGCAACUUGUUAAGGAGCUUUCUGAAGCCACAGCCCAUCCAGCAGCCGCUUCUUUCAAGCAUGUGUCACCAGCAGGAGCUGCUGUGGGUGUGCCGCUAAAUGAGGGGGAAAUGCAAGCGUGUAUGGUAAACGAUCUGACAUUAGACACAAAAAGACCAUCACUUGCUGCUGCUUAUGCGAGAGCUAGAGAACAGGAGUGGCCUCUUUUGAGAAUGGAUCGGUUAGAAAAGUUGACUGAUCUUCUUGGUGCUGAUCGAAUGUCUUCUUUUGGGGAUUUUAUCGCACUUUCCGAGAAAUGUGAUGAAUUGACGGCGAAGAUCAUCAAUAGAGAGGUUUCUGAUGGUGUUGUGGCGCCUGACUAUGAGCCAGCUGCUUUAUCUUUGCUUGCAAAAAAGAAAAAUGGAAAUUAUACAGUGUUAAAGAUCAAUCCACAAUAUGUUCCAACGGAUCUCGAAGAGCGAACGGUUUUCGGGCUAAGAUUACGCCAAAAGCGCAACGAUGCGGUCAUCAGUUCAGAGACUUUUAAGAAAGUCGUUGGUGAGGUGAAAGAGCUCUCAAAAGAGGCCACAUUGGAUUUGAUCGUGGCGACGAUUGCCCUCAAGUACACCCAGUCAAAUUCUGUUUGCUUUGCACAUCGGGGACAGGUAAUUGGAAUGGGCGCUGGGCAACAGUCGCGUAUCCAUUGCACUCGGCUCGCUGGCGAGAAGGCAGCUAAUUGG
This is a messenger RNA of Mesorhabditis belari, 1449 nucleotides long. NCBI's taxonomy places the organism in Eukaryota, Metazoa, Nematoda, Chromadorea, Rhabditida, Rhabditidae. The record is from the annotation of a GenBank genome assembly.